Molecule: messenger RNA, 837 nt
Organism: Aspergillus melleus
Lineage: Eukaryota; Fungi; Ascomycota; Eurotiomycetes; Eurotiales; Aspergillaceae
Gene: pyrG
Product: orotidine-5'-phosphate decarboxylase pyrG
Exons: 2
Coding region: 1-837 (278 amino acids)
Biological process (GO): 'de novo' UMP biosynthetic process; 'de novo' pyrimidine nucleobase biosynthetic process
Cellular component (GO): cytosol
Molecular function (GO): orotidine-5'-phosphate decarboxylase activity
Source: RefSeq, a predicted model, not a curated record
AUGUCUUCCAAGUCGCAAUUGACAUACUCCGAGCGGGCCAGCAAGCACCCCAAUGCGCUGGCCAAGAAGCUCUUCGAGGUCGCUGAGGCCAAGAAGUCCAACGUCACGGUGUCCGCCGACGUGACGACCACCAAGGAGUUGCUGGAUCUAGCCGACCGCCUCGGUCCCUACAUCGCCGUCAUCAAAACCCACAUCGACAUCCUCUCCGACUUCAGCGAAGAAACCAUCACGGGACUCAAGGCCCUCUCGGAGAAACACAACUUCCUGAUCUUCGAAGACCGCAAAUUCAUCGACAUCGGCAACACCGUCCAGAAACAGUACCACCGCGGCACCCUCCGCAUCUCCGAAUGGGCCCACAUCAUCAACUGCAGCGUCCUGCCCGGCGAAGGCAUCGUCGAGGCCCUGGCCCAGACCGCCGCCGCCUCGGACUUCCCUUACGCCGCGGAGGGCCGCGGACUGCUCAUCCUCGCCGAGAUGACCUCCAAGGGGUCCCUGGCGACAGGCGCCUACACGACCGCGUCGGUCGACUACGCGCGGAAGUACAAGGAGUUCGUGAUGGGGUUCGUGUCGACGAGGGCGUUGGGGGAGGUCGUGUCGGAGAAUAGCGCGCCCGUGGACGGGGAGGAUUUCGUGGUGUUUACGACGGGUGUGAAUCUGUCGUCGAAGGGGGAUAAGUUGGGACAGCAGUAUCAGACUCCUGAGUCGGCGGUUGGUCGCGGGGCGGAUUUCAUUAUCGCGGGUCGGGGUAUCUACAAGGCGGAUGAUCCGGUGGAGGCGGCCAAGCGUUAUCAGGAGGAGGGGUGGAAGGCGUACUUGGCGCGUGUUGGGGGUAAUUAG